CCGAAGGGGACGCUCCAGAAGAGAGACCCAACGGGAGCGCAGCGGCCGUCCCACCCUCGAGAUUCUUCUCGACUGCCGCUACAGUCAUCACGGCUGCCCGUCCGGAUGAAUCCAUGAGAAGACAAACAGGAGAAGAGCGAAGUAAUUCCGGCAGCGAAGAAGAGCUAAGCUCGCUGCCUAGUGGAGAAAAAGGGGGAGAGAGAGAUCGGGACUUUUCUUCUUCUUCUUCUUCUUUUUCGAUCAAGAGGGAGUUUAGAAUGGAUGGGGAGAGAGGGAGGGGCGGAGAUCUGGCAGUGGGGGAGGGCGGGUGGUGGUCUGACGAGAUGAGCGGCCAGGAGUGUAGGCAGAUGGAGACGGAGCUCGUGCGGCGGCACCACCGCCAUGAGCCCAGGGAGAAUCAAUGCAGCUCCACUCUCGUCAAGCACAUCAAGGCCCCCGUCCAUCUCGUGUGGUCACUGGUGAGGAGCUUUGACCAGCCGCAGAAAUACAAGCCCUUUGUGAGCCGAUGUGUGGUUCAGGGCGAUCUGGAGAUUGGAAGUGUUCGAGAAGUGAAUGUCAAGUCAGGGCUGCCGGCCACCACCAGCACAGAGCGUUUGGAACUCCUUGAUGACAAUGAACACAUCCUUGGCAUGAAGAUCGUUGGAGGAGAUCACAGACUUAGGAAUUACUCUUCUGUUAUAACUGUGCACCCUGAGAUAAUUGAUGGGAGACCAGGGACUCUGGUAAUCGAGUCCUUCCUGGUGGAUGUGCCUGAUGGAAACACCAAGGACGAGACAUGCUACUUUGUAGAGGCCCUGAUCAAGUGCAACCUCAAAUCAUUGGCCGAUGUGUCUGAGAGAUUGGCAGCGCAGAAUGACACACAAGCAAUUGACUAGUUCUGAGACGUCGGGAGGUAGGUGGACAAAUGUAGAUAGUUGCAGGCACGGAAGCUUUGAGCUGAUCCAAUACUUUCUGAACUUUCUUAAAAUUGGACGGUGGUGGGAUUCCUUAGUGCUUUAGCGGCUGAGGUACCGCUACUUUCUGGACCUCUUUAUCUCCAUUAUCUGCCUUCAUCGAAGGAUUGCAGUAGAUGGUCUCCCUCUCUCUGUCUUUUCUGUGUCAGGCUGUGAUGCUGCGUGUUUAUAAUGUAGCUGAAUUGGUCACUACGUGUAUAUCAAAGCAGCUUAAUUAUGUUUCAGGAAAAGUGGGGAAGGAGGACUUCUCUUGUGCACUAUGGAGGCAUGUGGAUGAAUGUUGUGGACUAUAUUCUAUUCUAUUCUAUAAAUUGAAUAAAACUUCAGCACCUUUCUUUUUCUUU
This is a messenger RNA of Elaeis guineensis (African oil palm), 1297 nucleotides long. Its product is annotated as abscisic acid receptor PYL8. NCBI's taxonomy places the organism in Eukaryota, Viridiplantae, Streptophyta, Magnoliopsida, Arecales, Arecaceae. Gene Ontology annotation, cellular component: cytoplasm; nucleus. The record is from RefSeq and is a predicted model, not a curated record. Gene Ontology annotation, biological process: abscisic acid-activated signaling pathway. Gene Ontology annotation, molecular function: abscisic acid binding; signaling receptor activity; protein phosphatase inhibitor activity.